Messenger RNA from Lolium perenne, 2502 nucleotides. Its product is annotated as protein FAR1-RELATED SEQUENCE 5-like. Gene Ontology annotation, molecular function: zinc ion binding. The record is from RefSeq and is a predicted model, not a curated record. Gene Ontology annotation, biological process: regulation of DNA-templated transcription. Lineage: Eukaryota; Viridiplantae; Streptophyta; Magnoliopsida; Poales; Poaceae.
AUGGAUGAUCGUCGUGGACUUGAUCUGAAUGAAGUAGCAAUUGAGGCUUUGAGUGAUUCAGAAAAUUUGGAAAAGGGUGGUUUAUCUGGCAGUAAUGCAAGGAUGACAAGCAGCGGUGAUGUAAGAAAAGAAGCAGAUGGUAGUAAGCAUGCAAGCGGUAGCAACACAAAUGUAUCUGCUGAUACAGAAGCUGAAACUGGACAAACAUUGUCGAGUGAUGACUCAGAUGGUGGUGAUGAUGAUGACGAAGAAGUCCAGUCAACACCAUGUAGUCAAACUAACAUCCAGACACCUUACCCAGGCAUGAUGUUUGAAUCUUGGGAUGAGGCAAAGUUGCACUACAACAGAUAUGCUCAUCAAGUUGGUUUUUCCAUCAAGUGUAGUACAUCGAAGAACUCGACCAUUGAUGGACAGAAGGACAAGCAGCUUUUUGUUUGCAACAAGAGUGGGAAAAAUGAGGAUAUAAAUCAACUAGAUGUACCUCCAGUUAGGCAAAGGAACCGGAGCAUCACUAAGAAAACAGAAUGCAAGGCUCGUAUGAGAGUAAGAAGGAAAGGGAAGAAGUGGCAUGUAACAUACUUCAUUGAGGAGCACAAUCACAAAUUAAUAAAGAAAUUCUCGUUGAAGAAGUACUUAAGGUCUCAUAAAGGAAUUCCUAAGGAGGAAAAGGAUUUUGUGAGACUAUUGCAUAAGGUCAGUCUCUCAGCAGGAAGGAUCAUGCGGAUUAUGGCAGAAGUAUAUGGAGGUCUAGGCAAUGUUCCGUACGACAGUAAAGAUGUGAGCAACUUAAUGUCUAAGAUAGAUAACGAGCACUCACAUAAAGACAUGUCGCUGCUGUUAGCUCACUUUGCAAGGAUUAAGAAGGAUGAUCCUGAUUUCUACUUCAACUUACAUACUGAUCAUGCAGACAAGGUUGACCGCAUAUUCUGGGUGGAUGGAGCUGCUAUAGCUGCAUACAAAAACUAUAGCGACUGCUUGUCAUUUGACACUACCUACAUGACCAAUAUGUAUGGCAUGCCCUUUGCCCCAUUCGUUGGUAUUAACCGAUAUGGUCAAACUAUACAACUAGGCUGCGGUUUCCUUCGGAACGAGAAUGUUGAGAGUUUUGUAUGGCUUUUUGAGGAGUUUCUUGAAGCUAUGGGUGGCGUCCAACCGCAAAACAUCAUAACUGAUCAAGAUGCAGCCAUGCGAACUGCUAUUCUGGAAAAAUUUCCUGAUUGUUGUCACAGGAACUGUAGGUGGCACAUUAUGCAAAAUGCGCAACCUGUACUUGGUAAUUUCAUGUCUAAGCAUGAGGAUCUAAGGAAUGAAUUGAAUGAAAUUAUUGACUACAGCAUGGCAGUUGAGGAAUUUGAAGGUAGGUGGGCAGAUAUGAUAGUCAAACACAAUGUUGCGGACAACACAGAUUUGAGUGACCUCUAUCGUAUCAGACGUACAUUUGUCCCUGCCUACUUUAUGGACCGGUUCUUCCCGUUCCUACAGACUACUGCUCGCAGUGAGGGUUUCAAUGCUGUUUUGAAAAGGAACAUUGACCCGCACAAUAGCCUGCACAAUUUCUUUGAACAGUACUUGAAGUUGCAGGAAAAAAUUGAUGUAUCAGAGGACUCUGUUGAGUUUAAGGAUGAAGAUAAAACUGUUAGGGUCUGGGGAGAUUUCCCUCUGGAAGAGCAAGCUUUGAAUGUUUAUACACGACCCAUAUACUUACGUUUCCGUGCUGAGAUUCGGAAAGUGACAUCCUACAAUGUACAACAGCUUGAUGCAGAAAAAUUUGAUGUUGUUCCAAUUAAGCAUUCAGUCUUUGGUUAUGGGCGGAAAAGAUACAGGGUUGACGCUAACUUUGCGAUAGAAACUUACAGUUGUGAGUGCUGCAAGUUUAGUAGGGACGGGCUGCUGUGCUGCCAUAUAAUGAGAGUUAUGGUACAAUUGGGUGUAAUUGACUACAUUCCAGAGAAAUACAUUUUAAACAGAUGGAGAGUACCCCAGGAAACAAUCGUGGUGGAAAAGAUGGAUUUGCCUAAAGUGCCAGCUGAUAGGAAAAUGAAUAACAAAGAAAGGCAGUUGCUACGGUAUGGAACGUUAUGCAAUGAUUUUACAAGUGUAGCCAAAAUUGCAUGUACUUCAGAGAAAGCAACAGCUGUAGCAGAUAAAUACAUCGCCGCUCUGGAGAAGGAGUUGAAAGCAAUGAAAGCUUCCGACUCGGCGAAACGGAAAAAAAAGAAGACCGCUGGUACCACUGAAGGUGACUCACCAGGUGUACAAAACAGUGGUGAUCCUGGACAAGGAAGUUCUUCCAGAUUUGAUCAUGUUGAGGAUCCUGUGUACACUACCACUAAAGGGCGUCCAGGAGAAAAAAGAAAGAAAUCUGGUCUCCACUUGAAGUCUUCUAAAUCCGUGAAGUGCACUGUUUGUGGUUCUAUUCAUCACACUGCAGCUACAUGCCCCUCAAAGCUUACCCCAGGGCCAGAGCAAAAGGAAAUAGACUUUUUCCGUGACAUGGUGUAG